Molecule: messenger RNA, 3912 nt
Organism: Hirsutella rhossiliensis
Lineage: Eukaryota; Fungi; Ascomycota; Sordariomycetes; Hypocreales; Ophiocordycipitaceae
Product: AMP-binding enzyme domain-containing protein
Exons: 1
Coding region: 1-3912 (1303 amino acids)
Molecular function (GO): phosphopantetheine binding
Source: RefSeq, a predicted model, not a curated record
AUGGCCGUCAUAGACACGACCAAGGACCUGGCCGCCCUGUUCGUGCAGCAGGCGCAGGCAACCCCCGACGCCGUCGCCCUCGAGGACGAGAAGCGCACGCUGACGUACGCCGAGCUCGACCGCGAGACAUGGGCCCUCGGCGAGCUGCUGCGCCAGCACGGCGUCGGCCGCGAGCACCUCGUCGGCGUCCUCAUGGGCCGCAGCGCAGACUAUGUCAUUGCCUGCCUGGCCGCGCUGCGGGCCGGCGGCGCCUUCCUCGUCCUCGAGAUGGCCUAUCCGCCGGGCCUGCUGCGGGACGUCAUCGACGAUGCCAAGCCGACCGUCAUCGUCACGCAGAGCGCCCUGGCCGGCAACAUCAAGGGCAACAACGUGCCGGUCCUCGUGGUUGACCAGCCGCUGCCGCCGCCGCCGGCGGGGUCCGCGCUCGAGGAGCUCAAGCCGCCGCUGCCGGACGACGAGGACGUCGAGCGCCUCGCCUUCGUCUCGUACUCGUCGGGCACCACGGGCCAGCCCAAGGGCAUUGCCAACCCGCACCGCGCCGCCGUGCUGUCCUACGACGCGCGCUUCCGCCUGCGUGAUCUGGGGCCCGGAGACCGCGUCGCGUGCAACGUCUUCUUCGUCUGGGAGAUGCUGCGGCCGCUGCUCCGCGGCGCCACGGCCGUCGCGGUCCCCGACGCCGCCAGCUACGACCCCGUGGCCCUUGUCGACCUGCUGGCCGCGCGCCGCAUCACCGACACGCUCAUGACGCCGACGCUGCUGUCCACGGUGCUCGCGCGCCACCCGGCCGCCGGCGCGCUGGCCGAGCAGCUGCCGGGCCUGCGGUCGCUGUGGCUCAACGGCGAGGUGGUGCCGACGGAGCUGGCCGCGCGCGCCGGCGCCGCGCUGCCGCACACGGCCCUGUUCAACGUCUACAGCGCCAGCGAGACGCACGAGGUGGCGGCCGGCGACAUCGGCGGCUGCCUCGGCGCGGGCGGCCCCGCCGACGCCGAGCCCGGCGGCGUGUGCCCCGUGGGCCCGCCGCUGGACCCGGAGCACACGUACAUCCUCGACGAGGCCGGCAACCGCGUCGGCGUCGGCGAGGUGGGCGAGCUGUACGUCGGCGGCGACAUGCUGGCGCGCGGCUACCUCAACCUGCCCGAGACGACGGCGCGGGCCUUCCAGAUGGACCCCUUCGACGCCCGGCCCGGGGCCCGCAUGUACCGGACCGGCGACCUGGCCCGGCUGCGGCCGUCGGGCCGGCUCGAGAUCCGCGGCCGCGUGGGCGGCAUGAUCAAGACGCGCGGCUACACGGUGCAGCCGGCGGCCGUCGAGGCCACCAUGAUGCGCCAUCUGGCGGUGCGCGACUGCGUGCUCGUGGCCCGCGGCGAGGGCCUGGGCCGGCAGCUCGUCGCCUACGUGGUGCCCGACGCCCGCGACGCCGAGCGCAACCGCACCGUCGUCGUCGUCGACGAGUCCGGCUACAGCCCCGUGGCCCGCCGCGCGCUGUCGGAGCACCUGGCCCACUACAUGAUCCCCUCGCUCUGGGUCGAGCUCGACGAGCUGCCGACGCACAGCGUCUCGGGCAAGACGGACCACAAGGCCCUGCCGCCGCCGCCGACGCCGCGGACGCCCGCCGUGACGCAGGCGCGCGAGCACGACACCAAGAUCACCGUCGACGCCAUCGUCAAGAUGUGGGCGGCCUCGCUCAACAUCCCGGCCGCCGCCAUCUCGCCGCGGCACAGCUUCUUCGACCUCGGCGGCCACUCGCUGGUCCUCGCCGACCUCGCCGGCCGCCUGACACGCGCCUUCGGCUUCCCCGUGCCGCUGGCGCCCCUGGCCGGCUCCCCGACCCUCGACGGCCACCUCGCCGCCGUCCGCGCCGCCCGCGACGGCCACACGGCCGCCGUCCAGGCCGACCUGCCGGCCGUCCUCGCCGCCGACUGCGCGCUGCCCGAGGACGUGCGCGCCGCCGGCCCCACGCCCAUGCGCCGCCUCGACGAGGCCGACACGGUGCUGCUGACGGGCACCACGGGCUACCUGGGCGCCUUCCUGCUCAAGGCCAUCCUCGAGAGCACGGCGGCGCGCGUGCUGUGCCUGGUGCGCUUCACGGAGCCGUCGGGCGACGCGCGGCCGGCCGGCAUGGCGCGCAUCCGCAAGAACCUCAUCGACCUGGGCAUCUGGGACGACGCCAUGCUGGACCGCAUGGAGAUUGUGCCCGGCAACCUGGCGCGCAACCGGCUGGGCCUGUCGCCCGAGGCCUUUGACGAGCUGGCCUCGCGCGUCCACGUCGUUGUCCACGCCGCCGCCACCGUCAACCUCGUCUACCCCUAUGCCGCGCUGCGCAGCGCAAACGUCGGCGGCACCCGCGAGAUCCUCCGGCUGGCGGCCCGCGGCGGCGCCACGGUCCACCACGUGUCGACCAACGGCGUGCUGCCGCCCUCGGCCGAGGGCUGGACCGAGGAGGCCAUGCUCGACAUCGCCGCCGUGCCCGACAAGCUGGCCGACGGCUACGGCCAGACCAAGUGGGUGGCCGAGACGCUCGUCUACGAGGCCGGCCGCCGCGGCAUCCCCGUCCGCGUCUACCGGCCCGGCACCAUCAGCGGCCACAGCGUCACGGGCUCGACAAACACCUACGACCUGCUCAACGCCAUCAUCGUCGAGUCGCUGCACCUGGGCUUCGCCCCCAAGGUCGACGGCUGGCUGGCCGAGAUGACGCCCGUCGACUUCGUCAGCAAGGCCAUCGUCGCCCUCGCCAGCCACCCGGACCCGGACCCGGACCGGCGCCUCUACCACGUCGGCGACCCCAAGCCCGUCACCGCCGACGAGGUCUUCGACAGCCUCGCCGCCCUGGGCUACCCGACCGAGAAGCUGCCGUGGGCCGACUGGGUGGCCCUGUGGACCGAGCGGCGCGGCGCCAGGGGCGGCGACGACCCCUUUACCGUCGACAUUCUCCGCGGCGGCAUGCCCACCGUCGACACCCUGCGCUGCGUCACCGUCCUCAACGACGCCGCCACCCGCCCUGCCCUCGAGCAGUGCGGCCUCGAGCGGCCCAAGAUUGACGCCGCCCUGUGGGAGACGUACGCCCGCCACUUUUACGCCAGGGGCUGGCUGCCGCACCCGCCUCGCCGCCUCAACCGGGCCAACGGCGUGCUCCCCGGCGUCAACGGCAUCGCCGCUGCUCGCAAGGGCCGCCUCGCCGGCAAGGUCGCCGUCGUGACGGGCGCGUCGUCGGGCAUGGGCGCCGCCGUGGCCUCGCAGCUCGCCGCCGAGGGCGCCCACGUGGUCCUCGCCGCCCGGCGCCGCGACGCCCUCGACGCCGUCAAGGCCGACAUCCUCCGGUCGCGGCCCGGCGGCAAGAUCGUGGCGCGGCCGACCGACGUGACCAGCCGCGAGCAGGUCGAGGCGCUGAUGCGCACGACGACGGAGACGCUGGGCGCCAUCGACGUGCUCGUCGUCUGCGCCGGCGUCAUGUACUUCACCAUGAUGGCCAACGCCCAGGCCGACGAGUGGGAGCGCACCGUCGACGUCAACUGCAAGGGCCUGCUGCACUGCCUGGCGUCUACGGUGCCGGGCUUUGUGCGCCGCGGCCGCGGCCACAUUGUCGCCAUCUCGUCCGACGCCGGCCGCAAGGUCUUCCCCGGCCUCGGCGUCUACUCGGGCUCCAAGUUCUUCAUCGAGGCCACCCUGCAGGCCCUGCGCCUCGAGACGGCCGGCUCCGGCCUGCGCGUCACCUCGGUCCAGCCGGGCAACGUCAACACGGACCUGCUCGGCCUGUCGACCGACGCCGAGGCGCUGAAAAAGUACGGCGAGCCGACGGGCGCAAAGGUCCUCGACGCCCACGACGUGGCCUCGGCCAUCAUGUUUGCCCUGCUGCAGCCCGAGCACGUGGGCGUCAACGAGGUCCUCAUCGAGCCUCGCGAGGAGCCCGCCUAG